Molecule: messenger RNA, 15726 nt
Organism: Pseudonaja textilis
Lineage: Eukaryota; Metazoa; Chordata; Lepidosauria; Squamata; Elapidae
Source: RefSeq, a predicted model, not a curated record
AUGAUUUGCCUGGUUCUGCACUGUGGUUUCCUGCUUCAUGCCAUUGAAACAUCCAUCACCGUUUAUUAUACAACCUUACCUCUCGCCAGUUCCCAGGGACAUUUCCCAAGUCUUGAAAAUGUGGGUGCUUUCAAGAACAUUUCCAUUGUGCCAUCCCAAGCGACCUGUGGACUGCCAGAAAGGAGUACUUUUUGUCAAAGUUCAGCUGUGGUUGAAAGUAUUAACUUCUGUAUCCGGCAAUUUUGCAUUCAGAAGUGUCCGUAUAGAUCAUCUCCUGCUUCUUAUGCUGCCAUUCUCUCAGAAGGCCUGGGCAAUGUUAUCCAGCAAGAUCAAAAUGAUGUGCCUCCUGGAUCUUUUAGCAACACAAGUAUUAUUUUUCAUGGUGAAAAGGAUUGUUUUUCCACUCCUCAUCCUCGGAAGCUUACUGUUUCAUUUACUUUAUCUGUAUGGUUGAAACCCGAGAAAGAAGGUGUAAUGUGUAUAGUGGAGAAAACUGUUCAUGGGCAGACUGUGUUCAAGCUUACAAUUUCUGAGAAAGAGACAGUGUUUUAUUAUCGCACUAUAAAUGGGCUGCAGCUACCGAUAAAAGUAAUGACACUGAGGAGAAUUCUGGUGAAGAAAUGGAAUCAUCUUAGCGUGCAGGUUCAUCACAACAGAAUUAGUUUCUUCAUAAAUGGUUUGGAAGAUGAUGAUACAGCCUUUGAUUCCAGAAUUCUCACAGGGCUAAUAGCAGAUCCCUCUAUUGAUGGUGAAUGGAGAAUUGGGCAAAAUUUAAAUGGUUCAGAGCAAUUUGUUGGGAAGAUGCAAGAUUUCAGAUUGUACCAAAUGGCCCUUACAAACAGAGACAUUUUUGAAGUAUGGUCUGGAAAAAUUCCUCAACUUCAUAUUCAAUCAGAAUGUCGCUGUCCUGGAAGUCACCCAAGGGUACAUCCUUUGGUUCAGAGGUAUUGCAUUCCUAAUGGUGCAGAUGACACAACGAAUGACAGAGUGCUCAGACUAAACCCUGAAGCUCACCCUUUAAGCUAUAUCAAUGAUAAUGAUAUUGGGACUACGUGGAUUUCAUCUAUAUUUAACACCACUGAACAUCUACGUCAUGGAGUAACCAUCACCAUUGACUUAGAAAAUGGACAGUACCAGGUGUUUUAUGUUAUAAUCCAGUUCUUCAGCCCUCAGCCUGAAGCAAUCCGAAUACAAAGAAAAAAGCACCCCUCCAUUGGUUGGGAAGACUGGCAAUAUUUUGCAAGGGAUUGUAGUGUGGUUGGAAUGGAGAAUAACGGAUCACUGCAAUAUCCAGAUUCUGUAAACUGUCUACAGGUGGCUAGCCAUCCUCCAUAUUCCCAUGGAAAUAUUACUUUCAGUAUUCUUACUCCGGAACCAAAUCAUCGCCCAGGAUAUAAUGAUUUUUACAAUACACCAUCACUUCAAGAGUUUGUCAAAGUCACAAAAAUUAAGAUUCAUCUAUUUGGCCAGUAUCACACUACUAUGCCCUGGGUUAAUUUUGGACAUAGAUACUAUGGAAUUGAUGAAAUUACAAUCAGUGGAAGAUGUAAUUGCUUUGGCCAUGCUGAUCAUUGUGACACAAGUCAUAAUCCUUACAAAUGUCUCUGUUCCGCGGAAAGUUACACAGAAGGCAACAAUUGUGAUCACUGUCAGCCACUGUAUAAUGACAAGCCAUUCCAUCCAGGAGAUCAAGUUCAUGCUUAUAAUUGCAAACCUUGUCAAUGUUUUAACCAUGCUGUAAGCUGUCAUUACAACAGAACAAUAGAUUACUUUCCUAACGAAUAUUAUAGAGGUGGUGGUGGAGUCUGCGAUAAUUGUCAACAUAACACCUCAGGAAGAAAUUGUGAGUUGUGUAAUGAUUUCUUCUAUCGGCAUAUAGAUGCGGAUCUCUCAGCUUUGGAUGUUUGUAAACCCUGUGAAUGUUACUCAGCAGGCACCAAAAAUGGUAGUUGUUUUUGCAAUAAGAUUGGAGGAAAAUGUAAUUGCAAAAGACAUGUGUCUGGUAGACAAUGCAAUCAAUGCCAGGAAGGAUUCUACAAUCUGCAAGAGUUCAACCCUGAUGGCUGCAGCCCCUGCAGCUGUAAUGCCUCUGGGACAGUUGAUGGAGAUACUACCUGUCACCAAAAUUCAGGCCAGUGCAAAUGCAAAGAAAAUGUUAUUGGUCUCAGGUGUGAUCAGUGCAAGUCUGGAUAUAAAGUCAUCCAGAAUAUUAAGCAAGAUGGGUGUGAGCCUUGCCUGUGUAACAUCCAUGGUUCCAUGAACAAUUUGUGUAAUCCUUCCACUGGACAGUGCACUUGUAAGAAAGAGGUUAAAGGACUUCAUUGUGAUACCUGCAUUGAUGGCUUUUAUUGGAUGGAUGCUUUUGGCUGUAAACCUUGUAGUUGUCAAAUAGCAGGAUCGGUUUCUGAUACAGUGUGCAAUCCCAAAACAGGACAGUGUAUUUGCAAGCCUAACUUUGGUGAAAGGCAAUGUGAUGAUUGCUUAAAUGGGUAUUAUAAAGAAUGGCAAAACAAUGCUUCAUUCUGUGUGCCGUGUAACUGUGAUAAGUCUGGUUCUGUAAAUGGCUCUUUAGUGUGUGACAAAUUGACAGGACAGUGUCCUUGCAAAUCUGGUGUCACUGCUCUUCAGUGCAAUCAGUGCAGGCCUUAUAUGUAUAACCUUACUACUCAAAAUAUUCUUGGCUGCAUGCCUUGUGACUGUGAUCCUCUAGGGACACUUCCAGGAACAGCAUGUGACCAAACCAGUGGACAAUGUAUUUGUCAGCCUCACCGCCAGGGAAGAAGAUGUGAAAAGUGUAAGCCAGGUUUUUAUAUUUGUGCACCUCGUGAGAGCAGCUGCCUUCCCUGUUUGUGCCAUCCAAGUGGCUCAGUCAGCAAUACUUGUGACACUCUCACAGGCCAGUGUGUUUGCCAUGAUUCUUCUGUAUCUGGGAUGAAAUGUGACCAUUGUAGUGACAACUAUUUUGGAUUCAACUCAGAAACUGGGAAAUGUCAGCAUUGUAAUUGUCAUCCUGCUGGAGCUAUUAAUUGGACUUGUCAUCCCAUUACUGGACAAUGUAUGUGUAAACAAUUUGCAGCUGGCUUAAAAUGUGACAACUGUGUUCCCAAUGCUAGCAAUUUGGAUAUCCACAACCUAUUUGGCUGCAGUAAAACUCCUUCCCAGCAGCCUCCCCCCAAAGGGCAGAUUGUAAAUUCUUCAGCUAUCAGAGUCACUUGGAAUCCACCCGAUUCUCCGAAUUCAAAUUGGCUUGCUUACAAACUGUACAGAAAUGGGACUCAGAUCUACACAGCAGAGGACUACCAUCCUUACAGCCUCCAGGUCUUUGUUGAUAGCGAUUUACUUCCGUAUACCUUCUAUACGUAUUACCUUGAAGCAAGCAACAUCCACGGAUUUACAAGAAGUACUGAGUUGACCUACAGAACACAACCUGGGAUACCUCUAGGAAAUCUGCAUUUAAAUCCAGUCUUUCCUGUUGGACCCUAUUCUAUUUCUUUUAACUGGACAGCCUUAUCAAAUGACACUGGUCCAAUAGAGAAAUAUAUUUUGACGUGCAUUUCUUCAUUUGAACAUCGAUCUUGUGGCCAGCAUGAAAGCUUGGGGACUUCUAUAACUGUCUGGAAUUUAGUUCCAUUUGAAAAAUACAACUUUUAUGUUCAAGCAUGUACUAGUGGAGGCUGUUUGCUAAGCCAGCAACUGUCAAUAGUUACUGCACAAGCACCUCCUGAGGAGCAGCUACCUCCAGUCAUAAGGAAUAUUAGCUCUACUGAAUUGGCUGUAGAAUGGGCCCCACCCAGGAAAACCAAUGGUGUAAUUAUUAGAUAUGAAUUAUAUAUGAAAGGAAGUGUACAAUCCAAUGGAAGUCAUGUUUCCCCUGAGAACUGUGUUUUCCAAAGCAAUGGAUGGUUCAAUCUUCAUCCAGUGGAAGAAUCUAUACAUGAGAAAGCUUUGACACCACCUGUAACUAGUACUGUCAUCACUGAUUUGGAGCCAUUCACAGACUAUGAGUUCCGUGUUUUAUCAGCCAAUAUGGCUGGCAGCACAUUUUCAAAUUGGACAUUACAAAGAACAGCAGAGGCAGCUCCUGUAUUCAUGCCACUUCCAUCAGUAUUCCCUCUUUCACCAUAUUCUCUGAAUGUGUCUUGGGAAAAGCCACAAGAUAAUGAAGCAAGAGGAGAAGUGAUGGGGUAUAGCGUCAAUGUAAUUACCGAACAAAAAGUAUUGCCAAUGUUUUCUCAGCCUUUGUAUGUUGCUGAAGCCCAUGAGCAAUCCUUUGUAAUGACUGGACUGGAGCCAUACAGAAUGUACUUUUUUACCAUUACUCUCUGCAAUCGAAUUGGAUGCGUCGACAGUAAGCCAGGAAUGGGACAAACUUUAGCUGCUGCUCCAGUUCAGCUAAUAGCACCUGACACUGAAGGAAUAAACAGCACUGUAAUAAAGAUAACUUGGUAUGAGCCUGAAGAACUUAAUGGACCUCCUCCAGUUUAUCAGCUGGAAAGAACAGAUAUAUCUUUAGUAACAUCCACUGUAAAUGUAAAAAAAGGAACCCGUUUUCCAGGAAAUGGGUAUUACAAGUUUCCAAAUUCUGUGUUGCCUACAAACACUUAUUUUACAGGUAUUAAGAUAAGCUUUAAAACUGCAGAACUUGAUGGUCUACUUUUUCUCUCUAUGUCACCUGGUAAUCAAGAAGAAUACAUUGUCCUUCAGUUGAGAAGAGGCCGUCCUUAUUUUCUCUUUGAUCCACAGGGUUCUGCUAUUGCUGUAACUCCAGAAAAUGAUGGUGGAAGGCAAUAUAAUGAUAACAAUUGGCAUCAUAUAAGUGCAAUAAGAAAUCAAGCCUUGGGAACAAUAAUUAUAGAUUGGCAAUUCUCAGGUUCCUCAUCAGCUACAAGUGGUAGUACCAUUAUAGGAGAAAAUACAGGUAUUUUUGUUGGAGGACUUCCACAAGACUUUAUAAUUGAAAGAAAAGACAUAGUCACAAAGGGAUUUGUGGGGUGUCUCUGUGAUAUCUUCUUGCAAAAGAUGCACCAUCCCUAUGAAGUCUGGGAAUCUUUAAAAUGGGAAAAAGCAGUGGAGCAAAGAAAUGUUUAUCACAAUUGGGAAGGUUGUCCUACUUGCCUUGAAGAUGGAGCACAUUUUCUUGGGAAAGGUUUCCUAGAACUCCAUUCAAAUAUUUUUCAUGGUGGCAUGGAUUUUGAGAUCUCCUUUAUGUUUAAAACAGAUCAAUUCAGUGGUUUACUUCUGUUCAUUUACAACAAAGAUGGGCCUGAUUAUAUUGCUGUAGAACUGAAAAGUGGAAGUCUGAUUUUCCUACUAAAUAAUGGCAUUGUCUCCACACGUGUGAAUCUCUGGUUAGGACUAUCUUACUGUGAUGGAAAGUGGAAUAAAAUGAUUUUGUCAAAAAGAGGAUCGGUAGCUUCAGCAAGGAUGAAUGAAUGGACAGACCAUGUGAUGGAACCUGAUUUGAAGCAACUAUUUGUAAACUCUCCAGUCUAUCUUGGAGGGACUCCAGUUGAGAUCCAAGAAACAUUUAAAGACCUGGGCUUAGAACAGGGUUUUGGAGGCUGCAUGAAGGAUGUUAAAUUUACACGAAGUGCUGUCGUUAACUUGGCAUCUGUGUCCAGCAGUGCUGUCAGAGUCAAUCUGGAUGGAUGCCUAUCAACUGACAGUGCUGUAAACUGCAGGGGAAAUGACUCCAUCUUAGUGUAUCAAGGCAAAGAGAAACAUGUAUAUGAUAAUGGUCUGCAACCAUUUACAGAAUAUUUAUAUCGGGUAAUUGCUUCUAAUGAAGGAGGAUCUGUAUCUAGUGCCUGGAGCCGUAGUCGCACAAGAGAAUCAGUACCACAAAACGUGCUGACACUCUCAAGAAUUCACAGCAUAAAUGGUCACAGCAUUGAAGUUACAUGGGAUGAACCAGUUGGGGUCAAAGGUGUAAUUGAAAAGUACAUUUUGAAAGCUUCCAGUGAAGAUGGUUCCAACAUAUCUGUUGUCAGUACAGAGAUUUCUAAUACUAGUUCAUGUACAGGCCUGCUGACAGGUUUGCGUCCCUUUGCAAACUAUGCUGUAACCCUAAUGGCUUGCACUUUGGCGGGCUGUACGGAGAGCUCACAUGCCUUGAACAUCUCCACUCCACAAGAAGCUCCACAAAAUGUCCACCCACCCACAAGUGUUUCAUUCCCCACAUCUUUAUGGUUGAGUUGGACUCCUCCAAAAGCACCAAAUGGCAUAAUCACACAAUAUAUUUUAUAUAUGAAUGCUCAACAAAUUUAUACUGGAAAUGAAACCAAGCUUAUUGUCAAAGAUUUGAAAGUUUUUACCCCAUACCAGUUUUGUAUCUCUGUUUGCACAAUGGUUGGCUGCAAAAACAGUACACAAGUCACAGUGCUUACAACGGAGUUCCCACCAGUUCACGUGGAUGUGCCAGAUCUGAUCAUUUUGGAUUCUAGAACACUAGAAGCACAGUGGGAUAUUCCAAAGGAAGUAAAUGGAAUGAUAUAUAACUGUAUCCUGUACAUUGCCAGGAAAGAGAAAACAUCUAUAGUUUGGGAUGCAAUUUAUAACUCUACAGAUCUUUUUCAGAACUAUACUGUACAAGACCUUUCCCCUGGUACUGAAUACUUCAUCAAGUUAGCAGUCUGCACUACAGGUGGCUGUACAAUGAGUGAAAUCAUUUCAGUAAAAACAAUGAACACUGGCCCAGAAGGGGUUCCAGCUCCUGAAGUCCAGUCAUAUUCCUCUGACUCUUUUAACAUUUCAUGGACUAAGCCAGAGUAUAUGAAUGGAUUUAUUACCAGCUAUGGAUUGUACAUGAAUGGCACUCUGGUGCAGAAUUCCUCAAAACUGACCUAUUAUAUUUCUGGCCUUUCUCCUUGGAGUCUCCAUGCCUUCAGAGUUCAAGCAUGCACAGCAAAUGGCUGUGCUUUGGGCCCACUGGUAAAAGUUCGUACAACUGAAGAUGUACCUGAAGGAAACAUUGAACUAUUUGUAAUUAAUGAUGGAACCAAAGAAGUUAAAGUGAAAUGGUUUCCUCUGAAUGAACCCAAUGGGCAAAUAACGUAUACUGUACUUUUCACUGGAAUCUUUUACACUGACAAAGCUAAUGGAAAUUACAGUAUUUUAAAUUGCACACAAAUUUUACAUAUCGGCAAAGAAGCAAAUGUCUGGGUGUCCAUUGGAGGACUAAUUCCAUUUUCCAACUACACAGUGAAAGUGAAUGCUUCUAAUAGCCAAGGUUAUGUGAUCAGUGUUCCUGUAGAAAUUGCUCUGCCUGCUGGUGCUCCAGAUGGCAUGUUGCCUCCUAGACUUUCAUCUGCUACUCCAACCAGUCUUCAGGUUUUCUGGUCUACACCAGUUCGCAACAAUGCUCCAGGCUUACCCACAUACCGACUGCAAAUAAGAUUUAAGAACUGCUCAGAAAAUAAUACAGAAUUGUUUUCUAAACCAACAAUUUAUUUACAUCACAUACUGAAGGAUCUGCAACCAUAUACAUCUUAUGAGUUGAGAGUUAUUGCCUGCAAUGAAUAUGGUGAUACAUUCAGCAACUGGACUCUGAUAGAUACAGAAGAGGAUAAACCAGGUCCUAUUGACCCACCACUAAUCCUGGAAGUGAAAGCCAGAGAAACAACCAUUUCCUGGCAGCCUCCUUUAAGGCCAAAUGGCAUUGUCACCCACUACAACAUCUAUCAAAACAGCCAUCUGCAUGCUACUGUUCCAGGAGCUAGAGCAAAAUAUAUUGCAUCUUUCUUGCAACCAUAUACAGUUUACCGAUUUCAAGUAGAAGGAUGCACUUCCAAAGGGUGCUCCCUUUCCUCUGAGAGCCUACCUAUACAAACCCUUCCAGAUGCACCUGAAGACAUCCCUGCUCCAGAAUUAUACUCAGACACACCAACAUCUGUGCUUGUGUCAUGGCAAUCUCCGCUUCAUUUAAAUGGACCAGUUGAAAGCUUCACAAUAGAGAGGAGAAUAAAGGGAACAGAACAAGUAUCCGCAGUAGCCUCUUUUCCUUCCAAUUGUUCCAAGAGUUAUCUAGACAAAAGUACCGGUCUUAGCCCUUGGAAAAAAUAUGAAUACAGAAUAUUGGCAAGCACUUUCCAAGGUGGCAUUAACAGCAGUUCUUGGGUAGAAGUCAUCACAAGGCCCUCAAGACCUGAAAACAUCCAGGCUCCUAUGGUGCAAGCAUUAGAUCCAUAUACUGCCCAGGUUUCCUGGGAGUCUCCUUCUAUUUUAAAUGGAGAAAUAUUGAGCUAUGAGAUCUACAUGCCAAACCCUCAGAUCACUAUAACUAACAAUUUGACAACUUUUAUGAGCCACAUAGUAACCAACCUGAUCCCUUUCACAAAUUACUCGGUUACCAUAGAAGCUUGUACUGGAGGUGGAGAUUACAUUGGAGGGUGCACCAAGAGUCUACCAACAUAUAUGGUUACACUUCCAACAUUUCCCCAAAAUAUCAGUUCUGUGACUGUGACCCCAAUUAAUGAAUCAGUAAUUACUGUGUAUUGGCAACCACCAUCUAAACCCAAUGGACAUCACAUAAGAUAUGAGCUCCUGAGACUUAAAAUCCAGCAGCCACUUGCGUCAAAUCCCCCUGAAGAUUUAAAUCUCUGGGACAAUAUUUACUCAGGAACUCAGUGGUUUUAUGAAGAUAAGGGUCUUAGCAGGAAUACAACAUAUGCAUAUAAGCUGAUAGUACGUAAUGAAGUAGGAUAUAUGUCAAGUGAAGAAGUGAUUGUUACAACAUUAGGAGGAUUUUCAGAGAAAGGCACUAAUGUUACUGCAAAGCCUCUUAACCACACCGCUAUAGAAGUGAAAUGGACCACUCCAACCUUAUAAGAUGUUCAAGGAAGUGUUGAAUAUUAUUUCCUUUCCUGGAAUGACACUGCAAAUAACUCCAAAAAGGUCCCUGCAAGUAAAAAUAGUGCUGUUAUUGGUGAAUUAUAUCCAAAUAGACAGUAUCAGAUUUUGCUUCAAGUUUUCAAUGGACUUCACAGCAUCAAAAGUGAACUUGUGCAAGUGACUACACCAGAUGUAGAGCCAGAGGGCCUGUUUCCUCCAGAGAUUGUAAUCAUCAAUAGUACAGCUGUAUGUGUCAUUUUGGCAUUGCCUUCAAACUCAAAUGGUGUUGUCACAGAAUAUUCUAUUUAUGUAAAUAAUAACCGAUUUGAGACCAGAAUGAAAGAGCCUGGAUAUUUCAUUGUAGAAGAUUUGUCUCCAUUCACUCUUUAUGACAUACAGGUUGAAUCCUGUAGAAGAAAUAUUUGUGUGAGAAGUAAUGGAACUAAAAUUAGAACUGCAGAAGAUGUACCUGAAGACUUAUCACCACCAUGGAUCUAUGUCCUUGGUUCAAGAUCACUUCAGAUUAACUGGACAUCACCAGGACAACCAAAUGGCAUUAUUUUAGGAUAUGAACUAUUGCGGAAAGCUCAACAUCCCUGCACUGAGGAAAAGCAACUGUCAAAAUAUCAAAGUGAAGGAACUUGCCUGCUCUUGGAAUGCAACAUUCAUGAAAACAUGCAUGGAAGACGAUGCUGUAAUCCCCAUUGUAAGAUAUGUUACAAUGGGAAUCAGUACAAUACUCCAAGUUUCCAAUGCUGUGUGGACAAGUAUCUUUCAUUUCUUCUGAAUGCAUCAUGUGCUUGUUGUGGACGUCAGAGGUAUACAGUGGAACCAGAGUAUCAAUGUUGGGGUAACUAUUCUACACGGAUAUUCACAGGAAUGUUCUGUUGUAGACAUGAAUAUGUGAAUAUGUCAAGUAUAGUAUGCUGCUCAGCUUUCAGUGGUGAAACUAAAGCCCACAUUAAAAAGAAUAACUCAGUGCCAUUAAAAUGCUGUGUGACUGAACUUAUUCCAGAGAGCGAAGAAUGUUGUAAUGGACUUGGAUAUAAUCCCUUGAAAUAUGUUUGCGCUGACAGGAUUUCAUCUAGAAUGAUGAUGAAGAUAAAAGAAGAAUCGAAAUGCAUCCCACUGUGUCCUAGAUCUACUGAAGAAGUGACAUACUGUGGACAGUGUAUCUUUGAUGAGCAUAGUUAUUUAUGUGCUUGGAUAAAGAGUUCUCAUAGUUAUACAAAAAAUAAAGACAAUAAAAGGAUCUGCCCAUCUUUGGAGGAAAAGAUUUAUACAGGAGGCCCAACUCAGUAUUCAUUCAAAGAUAAGAAUCUAGAACCUCAUAUUACAUAUGAAUACAGGCUAGCUGCGUGGAACAAACAUGGGAAAGGUUUUAGUGAAAUGAACAAUGCAACCACUAACCAAGAUGUCCCUGAAGGUGUAAGUCCACCUCAUUGGACAAAAGUGGAUAAUCGUGAAGAUGUAAUAUUUUUAACAUGGAAUGAACCUUGUCAACCAAAUGGUAUCAUCAUUUAUUAUAUUAUUCUCCGAAAUGGAGUUGAACAUUUCAGAGGAAAGGAACUGAGCUUCAUGGACACCAGUGGUAUUCAACCAUACCAGGAAUACUCAUAUUUACUGCGUGCUUGCACCGUGGCUGGAUGUUCAGACAGUAGCACGGUAAUUGCAGUCACUGUCCAAGGAAUUCCGGAGAAUGUUCUGCCACCAACAAUUAUACCUCUAAAUGCAACAACCUUGCAUUUGAGUUGGGUGGAACCAAAGAAGCCAAAUGGUUUAAUCAAAAAAUACCUCAUCCAUCAAAUUGGAAGGGGAAUUAUAUGUACUGGCCCUGCAGACCAGGUGCAGCACACUGUCACAGAUCUUCAGCCUUAUGAAAACUACAAUUUCACACUCACAGCAUGUACAUUUGCUGGUUGUACUACCAGUCAGACAAAUUCAGGUAGAACAUUGCAAGCUGCUCCUCAAGGAGUAUGGUCACAGCCUCGUCAUAUUACCGUAAGCUCUAAAAUAGUAGAAUUGUAUUGGGAUGAGCCAGAAAAAAACAAUGGAAUUGUCAUUCAAUAUAGAUUAUUUUGUAAUGGAGAAGAGAUUUUCAAUGGUGGUGGAGAAAAUAUGAAUUUCACUCAUUCUGCCAUGCAACCAAAUGACAGAUAUGUUUACCAGCUAGAAGCCAGUACAUGGGGUGGUAGCAAUAUCAGUGAGAAAUAUAUUGUCCAGACACCAGCAACAACACCGGAGGAGAUUCACAUACCAUAUAAUAUCACAGUAAUCAAUGCAUAUUCCAUAUUUGUAGCAUGGAACAUUCCUGGGUCAUUUGAGAGCAAUGUGCCUUUGGAGUACAAUAUAUUACUAGAUGCUGGCAGUACCUCCCCACUUGUAAAACCAGUUGGGCAACCCAAAUUCAUUCUUCUGAAUGGACUUGAUCCAUACACCAAAUACGAGAUAAGGAUACAAGCCUGCCAGAAUGCUGGCUGCGGAGUUGGUGAACGAGUAUAUGCAACCACUGCUGAAGCCUUUCCUGAAGAUUUGAAUCCUCCUAUCAUUUCAGCCAUUGGACCAAGAUGUAUAUAUGUGAAAUGGUUACCUCCUAAAAAAUCCAAUGGGAUAAUUAGAAACUACUUUAUUUACAGGCGUCCUAUGGAGACUCAAGAGGAAAUGCUUGUGUUCAUCUGGUCUGAAGGCACUUUAGAAUUUAUUGAUGCUACAGAUGUUCUUCAGUCAUUUACAGAGUACGAAUACCGUGUCAAGGCUCAGAAUUCCAAAGGUUCUGUAAAUAGUUCUUGGGCUUCAACGCAGACCCUAGAAGCUCCACCAUCAGGCAUGAAAGCUCCCUCAGCACAAGCGAUCAGUGCUCAUUCUCUGUUCCUAAAUUGGACCAGCCCCAUUUCUCCUAAUGGUGCUAUUUCUCAAUAUCGUGUUGUCUACCAAGAGAGACAGAAUGACCCAACAAUUAACACUCAGGAUGUUACUGCACUAACAGUUCCAGGAGAGAUCUAUCAAACUUACUUAUCUGGUUUGAAGCCAUAUACAACCUACCACAUUCAUAUUGUUGCUGUCAAUAAUGCUGGGCAAGUUGCUAGUCCAUGGACUUCAGUGCGCACCCUGGAAGCUUCCCCAAGUGGCCUAAGCAAUUUUACAGUAGACAAGAAAGAGAAUGGCAGGGCAUUAUUACUCAGGUGGGCAGAGCCCUCCAAGCCCAAUGGUAACAUUAAGAUUUACAAAAUUUUCAAUGAUGGUAAUCUAGAAUAUAGUGGUUUGUCUCGUCAGUUCCUCUUCAGACGUCUUCAGCCUUUCACUGAAUACACUCUCCUUCUUGAAGCUUGUACAGCAGCUGGUUGCACUCACUCUUCACCGCAGCAAAUUUGGACAGAUACAGCCCCUCCUGCUUCUCAAAUGGCUCCUGUAAUCCAUUUGGUGAAUGCAACCAACAUUGAAUUGAGCUGGUCUGAGCCAAUUAAUUCAAAUGGAAAAAUAAUACGCUAUGAAGUUAUUCACAGACAUACCAAAGAAAAUGCUUCAGGGGAAAGUAGCACGACAGAAAAAGAGAACAUUGUUUUCACAGAAUAUAACACUGGGAGUAAUGCAUUUGUAUAUCAUGCUCAGAAUUUGCAGCCAUGGACUACAUAUGAAUAUAAAAUACGUGCCUGGAAUUCAGCAGGCUACACUGAUAGUCCUUGGUCUGCUGCAAAAACCAGUCAAGCUGCCCCGGAAGGCAUGGCUGCUCCCACAUUAACUUAUAUCCCUCAAAAUCCCAGCAAAAUAUGGAUUUCAUGGUCAUUCCCAGAAAAAAGCAAUGGUAUUCUGCUGUCAUAUAAGCUCCAAAGAAAUAAUGUUCCCUAUCCUUUUAGCUUUGAUGCUUCAACCUUCAAUUAUACUGAUGAAGGCUUGCUUCCAUAUACAGAAUAUAAUUAUGUGAUAACUGCUUGUACCCUGGGAGGAUGCUGCUCUAGUGACCAUUCCAGAAUACGGACAUUAGAGGCAGCCCCAGCAAUAGUCAGCCCUCCUAUUCUAGAAGGUAUACAUUCAACCCAGAUUAAUGUAUCUUGGUCGCCACCCCAAAUUCAAAAUGGCAAAAUCAUAAAGUAUAUUUUAAAGCUGAAUGGUGAAGAACAGUAUGUUGGAAAGGGUUUAUUCAAGACAAUAGUGAAUCUACAACCUUAUACUAAAUAUGACAUCACAUUGUUUGCUUGUACCAAUGGAGGGUGCACUGUUAGUGCAUCCCAAACUGCUUGGACAACAGAAGCCCCUCCUCUUAACUUAGAUCCCCCUAAGUUACGAGUGUUAGAUUCUGAAUCUCUAGAAAUUACAUGGAAAGCUCCCAAUAAUCCAAAUGGUAAAAUCCAGUUUUAUGAGCUAAGGAGGAAUGGAUUGCUGGUUUAUUUGGGUCUAGAUAAACACUUUAAGGAUUUUAUGUUAACUCCUGGAGUAGAAUACUUUUAUACUGUUACUGCAAACAAUAGCCAAGGGAGUGUCACCAGUCAGAUAGCCAAGAUAAGAACCAAUCCUUCUGCCCCAUCUGGAAUGUCUCCACCUCUGUUGCAUCCAUGGACCGCACAGACAAUUUUGGUUAUUUGGGAUCCUCCAGCAAAGAUUAAUGGCAACCUGAUCAAUUAUACUAUCGUUCUUCGGGAGCCUAUUAAAUCACAAAAAAAAGUGAUUUACCUGGAUUCAUUCCACGAUUCUCUUGGAAGACAAUCUUACAAUUUAACAGAACUAAAACCCUAUCACAGGUAUGAAGUACAGAUACAAGCCUGCAGCCUUCUGGGCUGCACUCACAGUGAAUGGUCCUCCAUACAAACUCUUGAAGCACCCCCUGAAAUACAGCCAGCUCCUUUCAUAGAUGUCCAGUCAAGUCCUGAUGGAUUCCAGACUGUUCUUUCCAUUGUAUGGACUGGCCCAAAGUACCCAAAUGGAAACAUCUUACAUUAUGAGCUUUAUCGAAGACAGCCAGUACCCAAUCAACACAAUGCCAGCCUUGUUUAUAAUGGUUCAUCCACUUCAUUCAAAGAUGACAGACUCUUGCCUUUCACCGAAUAUGAAUAUCAGGUUUGGUCAGUUAAUUCUGUUGGCCAAACUGCUAGCAAUUGGACAAAAGGUAAGACUGGCCCAGCCCCUCCUCAAGGACUACCUGCUCCUUUGUUUGAAACAGUAGCUUCUACUUCUGCUGUAGUCAACAUCCGUCCUCCUCUAAAGCCAAAUGGAAUAAUCACCCUCUACAGGUUCUUCUCCAAUAGCACCAAAGGAAAGGAGAACAUGCUCUCAGAAGGAACUACUGCCCAGCAGACAAUCCAUGGACUUAAACCUUUUACCACUUAUUCUAUUGGGGUUGAAGUUUGCACAUGCUUCAACUGCUGCAGUCAGGGACCAAUGGCUCAAAUCACCACUCAGCCAGCUCCACCCAGCCAGCAGCCUUCUCCCCAUAUACAGAGCCUGACUUCAAGAAAUGCUUCUUUUCUGUGGGAUGCUCCUCAGGAACCCAAUGGCAUUGUGACGAGAUAUGAACUCCACAUGUACACAUCCUGUCUUCCUUGGUUACUUCCUAUAGAAAGAGUUUGUAAGCCUGGACCUAUUGAGGUGAGAUAUAAAGGAAAUAACCGGCAUUCCAGUGUGAGUGAACUUCAGCCUUAUACAAGCUACAAACUGAGAGUGGUAUCCUACAAUUCAGUUGGAAGCACCACUUCAGAAUGGAUUACUUUUACUACUGAAAAAGAGGUCCCUCUAUACAAAUCUCCAUUUAUCAUAAUCGGAAAUUUAUCCACCAUCUUUCUGGAUUGGAGUCACACCUUCCUACUGAAUGGGCUUCUGAAGGAAUAUGUGCUAAUGGAAGGAGGGCAACGCAUCUACAGUGGCUUUGAUACCAGACUGUAUUUGCCAAGGACAUCUGACAAAAUUUAUUUAUUUCAGGUGACUUGCAUCACUGAUGAAGGGAGUGCUGUAACACCAGUAAUCAAGUACAAUGCUGCUACUGGAUUUGGUCCUGUCUUGACAACUCCAGGAGAAAAUAACAAAGGCAACACAAAGCAAGCAAUGUUCUACACAGAGUUGUGGUUUGUGAUCCUAAUGGCGAUCCUUGCCUUGAUUCUUCUAGCAAUUUUCCUGUCUCUAAUUCUACAGAGAAAAAUAAACAAGCAGCUGUAUUCACGGGAAAGGCCUCCUUUAGUCUCAGUUCAAAAGAGAAUGUCACCAAUGAAUGUCUAUUCACAAGGAGAAACUCACAUGGGACUGUCAGAUACAAAAAUUCCAGGACCAGCAUCGCCUUUGAGUAUGCACAGCAGUACAAAUGUUUCCGUCCUCCAGGGGCCAAGCCAGAGCCAGAUAGAGGAUAGGUUUUCCCAAGAUUCCCUGCAUGGAAGUGUCAGUCAGCUCAUUGAAGCAUCUGAGAAAAAGUCCUCGGUACAAGAUACUGUUUGGGAUGCCAUUAUUCAUGGCCAUGACAGCAAUUUGUGUGCGGAUUAUGAAGAUCUUGUGAGCACUAUCAAAAGCUUCAGUACAGUCACCAAACCACAUACAACAUUUACUGAUACACACUUGUAAGUUAUUUAGUACUGUUGCCACAGAAUAGAAAAGAUAACAUGAAAAGCCUUGAAUAUUUGCUCUUUGUAGUCAUUAUGAAGUCAUGCUUCUCCUGAAAUUUUUCUAGUGUUUAUGAAUUACAUCUUGUAUUGUAAAUAUGUGAAAGCUAUUUUCUUUCUUUCAAAACUUAGAAGCUUCUUUUCUAGUAGUACAAAUGUAGAGCAAAUGUAUUUAUUUGAGAGGUACAUAUUAUUAAUUUUUUAAAUGCAUUUUUUGGCAAAUAAAUAGUGCUACACAAACUUUAUACAGCUCAUUGAGGGAACUGAUUGGAUAAAAUGGGGAAAAAGUAAAGCCAUACACACAAAUUUAUCAAGGCAG